This is a messenger RNA of Stylophora pistillata, 1465 nucleotides long. Its product is annotated as protein Cryzl2. Gene Ontology annotation, molecular function: oxidoreductase activity. NCBI's taxonomy places the organism in Eukaryota, Metazoa, Cnidaria, Anthozoa, Scleractinia, Pocilloporidae. Gene Ontology annotation, cellular component: mitochondrion. The record is from RefSeq and is a predicted model, not a curated record.
ACCUUCCGAUCCAAGAUGGCGGCAUUUCGUACUGUUCCAGAGAGACUAUUAAGACCAGUGGCGCGCAGCAUAUCGUCAAGAAAUGCCGAGAUUAUUUCUGUUAAACCUAGUUUUGGUAAACCAAGGAUGUACCGUGCUGCUUUGUGCAAGGAACUUGGAAAACCUCUUGUCGUGGAGCAAGUCCCUGCAGCGGAGAAACUCAAAUCCUCUCAGGUGAGAGUUGCAGUCCAUAGUUGUGGUAUCAACUUUGCUGACAUACUUAUGUGUCUGGGAAAAUAUCAAGAUAAACCAAAUCUACCAUUUAUUCCAGGUGCUGAGAUAGCUGGAGAAGUGAUUGAAACCGGAGAAGGAGUAGAACAGUUAUCAAAGGGUGACCGAGUGUUUGGUCUGAUACCAAUUGGUGGUUUUGCCGAGGAGUGCAUUGCCGAACAGAGUGGUUUGUGGAAAAUUCCUUCAAGUGUUGGGUAUAAUGCUGCAGCAGCACUUGCAGUAUCAUAUGGUACAGCAUAUGUUGGACUCACUACCAAGUCAAACACACAACCUGGUCAAACAGUGUUGGUAACAGCUGCUGCGGGAGCAUUGGGAUUGGCAACAGUUGACUUAGCAGCAAAUGCACUGGGAGCAAAGGUCAUUGGGGCUGCAAGUAAAGACAAGCUUGAUGUUGUUACAACAAUGGGAGCCUCAUCCACAAUUGAUUACAACAAAGACAGUUUAAAAGAAAAGGUUAAAGAACUAACUGGUGGCAAAGGAGCAAAUGUGAUCAUGGAAGCUGUUGGAGGAAAAGUAUUUACAGAGUGUCUGAAAUGCAUUGCAUGGGGAGGUGUUAUUCUUCCUGUUGGGUUCGCUUCAGGAGAAAUUCCUCAGAUCCCAGCAAAUAUUCUCUUGGUGAAAAACUGUUCGGCAGCUGGAUUGUUUUGGGGAGCACACAUGAAACACAACCCUGCAUUACUGAGAAAUUCUGUCAAUAAAUCACUGGAGUUUCUAGAACAGGGUAAGCUCAAAGGACCACAUGUCUCUGGAGAGUUUGAACUAGACCAGGCAAAUGAAGCUUUUAAGUUUGUGAUGCAAAGGAAAUCAACAGGAAAAGUGUUAAUAAAAACAAGAUAAAUAGUUCAAGUAAGAAGAAUUAGAAUAGUCCCUUCUACAGUUGUGGGCUUGGUGGCCAAGACUUUGAAGAGGAGUGAGGCUAAGUGUGACCCUGUUGUGUUAGAGACCUGUAUCUAGUUAGCAUGAUAACAAAGUAAUUUGCAUUUGAAAAGCAGCAAGAUCUCCCUUAGCCUCACUCCAGUUCAAAGGCUUGGCCACCGAGCUCAACUGUAAAAAGGACUAUUGAGAUAACUUGUUUGCUCUAGAGCUGAAGUAACUUUAAACACUUUUAAGUUAUCAGCAAACAUCCAAAGAUUCACUAGCGAACAAACUCUUCCCAAAUCUGUUGACUUCUUGAUUUCUUACUUAAAAAAAAAAA